CAAUAGCCACUUUUUAGCGCCUUUUUUCCCUGAUAAUAAACUCUUUAUGAAAAGACUUCUAUGCUCUUCUUCACUAACUGCAGUUCUUCCAGCAAUACACUUCAAAAUCCAUCAGGUGACCAAUGACGAGCAAGAAGAGCAAGACGAACAAGAAGCACAUGCCUUCUGGUGAAAGAUUCGCCGGAGAGAUAGAUGAAUGUCGUCGGCUUCUAUAUGAUGUGAUUCUAAGGAUGAUGGACAAAGUGUGUGAAGUGUACGGAGAUCCCCAACGACACCAGCAAACACGUCGCCAAUGUGCGGUAGUCAUGCAAUCGUAUGCAGACUAUGCUGAGGCCACUACUGGUGAGCAGUAUAUGUUUGAUUUGCAAUCUAAAUAUUCAUCUGGUGAGACAGUAGUAGAGGAUACCUCUGUUGACGAUUCAAUUGCGGCUGCGAUAGAUGCAUAUGUAAAGCAAGCUCAGUUCAUGACUGGUGAUCAGUUUAUGUUAAAUUUGCAAUCUAAAUAUUCAUCUGAUGAGACAGUAGUAAAGGAUACCUUUGUUGACGAAUCAAUGGCGGCUGACUUAGAAGCAUGUGCAGAGAAUGCUGAGGUCAUUAAUACUGGUGAUCAGUAUAUCUUUAAUUUGCAAUCCAAAUAUUCAUCUGAGACAGUAGAGGCUACCGUUGUUGAAGAAUCAACGAAGGCUACCGUUGUUGAAGAAUCAACAGAGGCUAACGUUGUUGAAGAAUCAAUGGAGGCUGCUGAGUCCAGUGAUCAUAAAACUUUUGCAAACUUAUUUGAAGAGUUGGUUGAUAAACUGAACGAUAUGGCUGGGUUGCUUCCUGUGAGUAAAACUGGUAAGGCAAAAGCCAAGGAAGGUGAUGAUGUUAAUGUGAAAGUGAAAGUGAAAGAGAAAGAGAAAGACAAAGAUAGGACUACUCUGAUUAAGUCUGGUUCUGAUGCAAAAGGAAGUGCCACUGAUGGAGAAAAUGAGGAUUUAGUUGGACUUGAAGAACAGUUAUUGAAGAUGAGAUUUCAAAGUCUUCACCAAAACAACAGAUAUAUAUCUUCAAUAUUCGAAUAUAAUGGAGGUAUAAAUGUAAGUACUAUUCUUGGCACUGCAAAAAAAAUUCUGUAAAUACUUAAACAAGCAUUGCCAAAUUUGCCAUAUGCGCACCAUACUGCUCUACCAUUGAGAGACUGAGAGUUAUGUUCAAAGUGCCAAACUAUUUUUGAGGAAUUAUGGAUUGAGUUACCUAAACGAGCAUUGCCAUAUGUCAUAUGUGCAUAUUACUUAGUGUCUAGUCAUGAUUCUCUAUGUGUCUAAUUGUCUACAUUCUUAAUUUUUAUUUGGAGUUGAUUUUA
Ipomoea triloba (trilobed morning glory) is the source of this 1345-nucleotide messenger RNA. RefSeq lists its product as uncharacterized. Bases 123 to 1118 code for a protein of 331 amino acids. Lineage: Eukaryota; Viridiplantae; Streptophyta; Magnoliopsida; Solanales; Convolvulaceae. The transcript is spliced from 5 exons. The record is from RefSeq and is a predicted model, not a curated record.